Molecule: messenger RNA, 1340 nt
Organism: Kickxella alabastrina
Lineage: Eukaryota; Fungi; Kickxellomycota; Kickxellomycetes; Kickxellales; Kickxellaceae
Exons: 1
Coding region: 69-1070 (333 amino acids)
Source: RefSeq, a predicted model, not a curated record
UUUGCAUUUCCUGAUAUUUUUUAAUCGUUUUCUUAAAUUAUUAAAUAACCAAUUCAAAAAAUAUAACAAUGAGCGGACAGCAGCAGCAGCAGCCUCAGCUACCACAACAGCAGCAGCAGCAGUCAGCAAUUCGGUAUGCGCCGAACCAACAGUUUGUCGCGAGACCUGGGCAAUUAGGCAUGGCAGCAGCCCCCCACCAGCUCCAGCUCCAGCAACAACAGCUUCAGCAGCAGCACCAUCAUCAUCAGCAGCAGCAGCGGCCGCCAAUGAUGCAGUUCCGGCCGGGGAUGCCUCAACAACAACCGCUACCGCAAACGUACAUGGGCGCAGCUAAUCCACGCUCAGGCAACGGCAACGUGACAGCAGCCUACAAUCCCAUUCAGCAGCAGCAGCAUAUGCGUCCCUCGUCUGGCCGGUCAUCUGCCCCGACAGCCACAUACCAGAACACCAACAUUAACAUAGCCGGUGUAGUAGUGGGGCAAGCUCCGCAGCCGCAUCCAGCACUAAUCCAGCCACAGAUUCCUACGGCCCGCAAGCGCAAAACUAACAAACUGAUGGCCACAACCCCCACGGCAGCAUCUGCUUCGGCCUCGGCAGCCACAACAGUGGCGGGAGGCGCAGCGGAUUCCGCAAUGGACGACUCUGUAUCUGGAGAUGAAAUCGACGUCCAGCCGUAUGCGGUUGCAGUGGGCAGAUACCAGAACAACCACAAUUUGAUGUCUGAGAUCUUCGUGGCUCUGCCUAAUAGCGCUGUGGAGCUGCCUAGGCAUUAUUAUGAGGAGCUAGACCGGGUCGUGGUGGAGCGGGAUUUGGGCCGGUUGGAGGUUGAGGCGAAGGAGUGCGAGAAGGCGCAUGCAGAGAAGGUUGAGGCAGCGGAGAGGGGCAGGGGCGAGUUUAGAGGCGUGAUGGAGCAGCUGGCGAGGUCUGGCGCUGGGGACGUGGAUAUGGUGAGGGCUAAGCUGGCGGACGUGCUGGGGAUGGAGUUUGUUGAUAACCCGUUUCGCACCAUGGAGCGCGUGCCUGUGGACAGGAUCGAUGCUGUUGAGGGCGCCGUAUAUAAGCAGCUGUGAGGUACAGAUCUGGGUUCUGGAGAAUUAAAUCGACCGCGAGAUUGAAUACCUUUAUGAUUUUUUGCUGCAGAUCAACGGGUCUUCCCCGCCAUGUGUUCUUGUUCUGUUGAAUGGAGAUUAUUGAUUCAAACAUGCUAUGCGGCACUGCGCAUUUAAACUACGAAAUUAAGCACAUAGCAUUGCCUCCGGCUAUGCCCCCUGGCACAGUCAGGAAAUGUUCUGCUCCGUUCUGUUGGGAGUAGGCUUGCUUUUCUUUUUCCCAUCCAUCCA